Molecule: messenger RNA, 2228 nt
Organism: Polistes dominula (European paper wasp)
Lineage: Eukaryota; Metazoa; Arthropoda; Insecta; Hymenoptera; Vespidae
Gene: Su(var)2-10
Product: E3 SUMO-protein ligase Su(var)2-10
Biological process (GO): protein sumoylation; regulation of transcription by RNA polymerase II
Cellular component (GO): chromatin
Molecular function (GO): zinc ion binding; transcription coregulator activity; SUMO ligase activity
Source: RefSeq, a predicted model, not a curated record
UAUUUUAAUACGUUUAUAAUUAUAUUUACUGUUGCUUAAAAAUUUGUCUGUAAUUCGGUGUCAAUAACUAAAUUACUCAUUUUACAGUAUUUUUCUCAUUGACAGAAAAUUUCACUUUUCUAAUCCAUAGGUACAUUUUGAAUCAUACACUGUGUCAUAAAAAAACUUACUCUGUGGAUUUCGAAAACAUUAUAAGCGAGGAUAGGCUAAUGGCGUCUUCCCAAACUGCAAAUAAAUUUUCAGACAACUAUAAAUACUUUUGAAAAUGAAAAGAGAUAAGACGGCUUCUCAAAAAAAAUCCUAUAAGAAGAUGGCGGAAACAGAGGAGUUAGAGAAAAAACUGCUGUUUAGUCACGUGUUUCAUUUGUAAAAAUAUUAUUGCUGUGCAAAAAUAUUACAAUCAAACGUUAAUAAUGGAAGAAUAUGAUAUUAAGUUUCCGAGUAUCUGAGCUUCAGAUGCUUUUGGGUUUUGCUGGUAGAAAUAAAUCUGGCAGAAAAAACGAAUUACAAGCAAGAGCGUUAGAAUUAUUGCGUCUCAGAUCACAUCCAGUCCAGCUUAAAAUACGAGAAUUAUACAAGACAAUACAAGCUGAUCAAUUAGCAGCACAUCAAAUGUAUGUUCAAACGGAUACAACUGGAGAUACUCAAAUCGAUCAAAGUAUGCAUUCUAGAAGCUAUUAUACAAGACAAGCUAUUGGUCAACAGCAACAAGCACAAAGUGCAGUUGCUUCUGAAAAAGAACUUCCACCUGCCCAUCAAGCUUCAUUACCUCAAAAUCCAAGAACUACUGCAGUAUAUCAGUCUCCUGGGUAUACAAGUGUAGCACCACAAAGAACAAAUACACCAUACAAUCCGUAUCCCCCAUAUACACCUAAAGUAUUGCCAGUUCCAUUACAAAUACCUUCAGGACAGUACCCUGUUCAUCCAGAUGUAAAAUUUAAAAGAUUACCUUUUUUCGAUUUAAUGGCCGAAUUAUUAAAGCCAUCAAGUUUAAUGCCACAAGGAUCAGUAAGAUUACAAGAAAAUUCAUUUAUGUUUCAUUUAACACCUCAACAGUCGACUGACAUAGCUAGUUCUCGAGAUUGUCGUAAUGGAAGCAAAAUGGAUUACAUGGUACAGGUACAGAUGAGGUUUUGCUUGCAAGAAACAUCAUGUGAACAAGAAGAUUAUUUUCCACCAAAUAUAUCUGUAAAAGUUAAUGGAAAAAUCUGUCAGUUACCUAAUCCUAUACCUACUAAUAAACCUGGUGUCGAACCAAAACGACCACCAAGGCCUGUAAAUAUCAGUCCUUUGGUUAAAUUAUCGCCUACAGUGGGAAAUCAGAUUAAUGUUUCUUGGUCAUCUGAUUUUGGUAGACGAUAUGCAAUUGCUGUAUAUCUUGUAAGAAAGCUUUCGAGUUCAGAGUUAUUAUUAAGAUUAAAGAACAAAGGUGUUAGGCACUCUGAUUAUACUAGAGGAUUAAUAAAAGAAAAAUUAAAUGAAGAUGCUGAUAGUGAAAUAGCUACAACAUCACUCAGAGUAUCAUUAGCAUGUCCUUUGGGAAAAAUGAGGAUGAAUACACCAUGUCGAGCAUUAACAUGCUCCCAUUUACAAUGUUUUGAUGCUUCAUUAUUUUUACAAAUGAAUGAAAGAAAGCCUACAUGGAAUUGUCCAGUAUGUGAUAAGCCAGCGUUAUAUGAUAACCUUGUUAUUGAUGGAUAUUUUCAAGAAGUUUUAAACUCCAAGAAAUUAUUACCAGAUGUCAAUGAGAUACAAUUGCUUCAAGAUGGUUCUUGGGAGAACUUAGUGUUAAAAAAAGAAAAAGAUAGAGAAAAACCGGAAACAAAAGUAGCAGCUAAUGUGCAAGAUCACAAGAUUGAUGUCGACACAGUUGAUAUUGAUGAAAGCGGUCCGACGUUACCGAUAGUAAAGGAAAAGAAACGUACAGUUCUCAUUGAUUUAAUAUCAGAUAGUGAAGAAGAUGACGAAGAUUCUGUACCAACGCAAAGUACAAAAAAGCAUCAUAUUAGUUCAAGUCCUCAAAAGAAAUCACAAACAAGUUCUAUCAGCAGUACAAGUGGACCAUUAAAUUUCAUGGUAAUCGAUUUAGAAUAAUUGUCUUUAUAGAAAAAAUAAUGAUAUUAAAAUUUAAGAAGGAAUUAUUUGAUCUGCGAUUUGAUCAUUAUAAAUUUCAUACACAAUGUGCAAAAAAGAAAACAUUUAAUAAUAUUAUUUUUGACAUAAUUCUA